UCUUGACGCUCCUCUGCUGCGUGUGAAGCCGCAUAAGAAGCGCUCCGUGUAGCGACGCGGAGGAGCAUUUCUUCCAGGGGCGGAGGGCUUUACCGGGGCUUCACCGGGGCUCACACCGGCUCCUCGGCACCGGACCGGGAAUAUAAAUAAAAAACAAAAUAAAUAAAAUAAUAAAACCAUGUCGAACCGAAAGCACCGGGACAACCAGGAGAUCUGCGCCCGUAAGGUCCGUGAGCUGGCCCAGUCCGGAGUCAACAAACACUGCUUCGAGUGCAGCCAGCCCGGGGUGACUUACACCGACAUCACGGCCGGUAGCUUCAUCUGCACCACCUGCUCCGGAAUGCUGAGAGGCCUCAACCCUCCCCAUAGAGUCAAGUCCAUCUCCAUGACAACCUUCUCCCAACAGGAAGUGGAAUUCCUCCAAAACCAUGGCAACGAGGUUGGGAGGAGGACGUGGUUGUGCGUGUUUGACCCAAAGACGGACGGCUGCUCCGACAUGAAGGACUCUCAGAAGUUCAAAGAGUUCCUGCAGGACAAAUACGAGAAGAAAAAGUGGCAUUUUUCCAAAAGUAAGAACCGGAGGGACGUGGAGGGUCCUUGGAGCCCGGGGGUCCAGGCGGUGCCCCCUUCCCAUGGUCCCUUAUCCAACCAGGCCCCCUCCCAUAACCUGCCCCCUAACGCCAGGACCACAAGGCCAAUGUCUCAGUCCCAGCUGCCGUCAUGGGAUCGAGCUCCCGCCAUCUCGCCCGCCGACAUGCGGACGGACGCGUUCACCGCUCGGCCCUCGCGCUCCCAAAGCUUCAGAGACCCCCAUCUGAAAGAUCCCACCCUGUGCGGGAUAGAGAGACAGCGGCCGGGCUCGCUGUCGUCGGCGCUGGGAGCUCAGAGCCACGUCCCCUCCUUCCCGGCCCUCCCGCGGCCCUCAGCCAGUAGCUCUUUCAAAAACCACUUCACUUUAGGUCGGACAGUAUCGGCCUCGGGGACCACGGGGCCGUUCAGGGCCUUCCCCAAGUCUCUCAGCGUGGACUUCGGAGGUCUGAACCACCCUCAUCAGCAGUCUCUGCCCCACUCUCUGUCCCAGCAGCAGACCGGGAGUGUCAGCCAGAAGACACCGCCAAUCGGUGGCUCCAACCACCAGGACAGAUACGCUGCGGUGUCACAUCUGGACAGCGUCUUCUGUGACCCGCCGACGGUCACAGCUCCACCUGGUGGUCCACCGCAGUACAACGCCAUCUUUGGCAGCAGGCCCUCGUCCAGCUCUACUCCUGCCAGCUCCCCCGGUGUCGAUACAGUCUCCAGCUCCCAAACCUUUGCAAAUUUCCCCAACCCAUUCAGCUCCAGCUCGGCUUCCCAGCAGCCUGUUGCCCUCUCCCCCAGUAACCCCUUCAGCAACGCAUCAGGAGGUGACUCCGGUGUGUUCGUCACCUCGCCCACCUCCGUUUUUCCUCCGUCUGCCUCCUUCCCAGCACCCAACACCCAGAAUGCAUUUCAUCAUGAGUCAGCGAGCAACCAGGAAUCCAAUGGUUUUGCCUCCUUCCCUGCAGCCGACUCUCAGCCCAAAGUCCCCCGGCCGAUGUCGGUGAACCCGUUCACGGGGAAUGUUUACCCCAGCCGAGGGACGUCGCGAAACCCUUUCAUCUGAUCCCCCCCCCCCUUCUUUUUCCUUACGUCACCCACCCAUUUUCUCUCCCCCCUCUGGGAACCGAGGGAGAAGUGAACUUGAGGAGUCGCUGCCAUUUCAAUGCCUCUGGAGUAUUGUCACCCUCCCUCUCACCCCUCUCUCUCUAUGUUUCUCUGUCUGUGUUUACGUGUUUGUGGAGGCAAAAAAAAACAAAAAACUGUGUGAAUGUAAUUAUGAAAUCCAUGUGUGUGUGCGUGAGAAUCGGUUGCCUGCCGUGUUUGUACCACGUGACAAUUAUGUCUAAAAGGUGUUUGUGUGCCGGUAGACGCCACCUCAGGGCUCUGUGGGAGUCACAAGUAAACUAUGAUUUUUAUAAUUUUGCAGAAACACACACACAUAUAUGACAAACAUACAUGUCGCUGCUGCUAUUUUGCUUUCAUCUCCUGCUAAAAAGUGCAACAAAACAGCCCGUCCGUAAAUGCAUCAGGGUUGAUUUCUGGUUUUAAUAAAAAACAAACAAAAAAAAAAACCGUCCAAGUCUCUCAGUUGUCCAAAGGAAGAGUUGAGGCUCUGCAUAAUGAGUUUCCUACAGAUGGUCAUAACAGCCUUAACAGUCUCCAUGAUGCAUGUGAAUUAGAGAAGAUAAGACGAGCUUUUCUCUGUGAUGGAUGUGUGGAACAGUUUUGAAUUCGUCACUGUUUUUAAUGAUUAUUUUUAGGUCAUCCUUUUUGAAGAAUAAUCUAUGUUAUUUUCCAUUUUCCUAGGCUGCAUGCGCUUAGAGGGCUAAAAGGAGAUACUACUGAAUGUAAAAAGCAAUUUUCAGAAUAACUUAAUGUGUAUAUAUAUAUAUAUAUAUAUAUAUAUAUAUAUAUAUAUAUAAAAAU
Messenger RNA from Anoplopoma fimbria (sablefish), 2505 nucleotides. RefSeq names its product ArfGAP with FG repeats 2 (gene agfg2). The transcript is spliced from 14 exons. Bases 179 to 1642 code for a protein of 487 amino acids. The record is from RefSeq and is a predicted model, not a curated record. NCBI's taxonomy places the organism in Eukaryota, Metazoa, Chordata, Actinopteri, Perciformes, Anoplopomatidae. Gene Ontology annotation, molecular function: GTPase activator activity.